Messenger RNA from Thlaspi arvense, 3155 nucleotides. The record is from the annotation of a GenBank genome assembly. NCBI's taxonomy places the organism in Eukaryota, Viridiplantae, Streptophyta, Magnoliopsida, Brassicales, Brassicaceae.
UCAUGGUGACUAUUCUCCUAUUGGUGGUCUUCUUUGUUGGUUCAUCUCUGAGCCAAGCUACGCUGAUAUGUCAUCCCAGCGACUUAUCUGCGCUCAGAGAAUUCGCAGGAGCGUUGAAGAACAGGUCCGUUACUGAAUCUUGGUUAAAGGAUUCGAGUUGUUGCCAAUGGGAUGGUGUGUUUUGCGAGGGGAGUGAUGUCUCUGGUCGUGUUACAAAGCUGGUUCUGUCUGGAAAGGGCUUGGAAGGUGUGAUCUCGGCUUCUUUAGGCGAGCUGAGUGAGCUGAGAUUGCUUGAUCUCUCUCAUAACCAGCUCAAAGGCGAAUUGCCUGCGGAGGUUUCAAAGUUGCAGCAGCUUCAAGUUCUUGAUUUGAGCCAUAAUUUGUUGUCAGGGUCAGUUUCCGAAGCGGUUUCCGGUUUGAAGCUGAUUCAGUCUCUGAACAUCUCCAGCAACUCGCUGAGUGGGAACCUAUCCGGUCUUGGAGCGUUUCCUGGUCUUGUGAUGCUUAACGUAAGCAACAAUUUGUUCGAAGGGGAGAUUCAUCCUGAGCUAUGCAGCUCAUCUGGUGAGAUUCAGGUUCUUGAUUUAUCGAUGAAUCGUUUGGUUGGGAACCUUGAUGGUUUGUACAACUGCAGCAAAUCUAUUCAGCGGCUUCAUGUCGACAUCAACAGAUUCACAGGUCAGCUUCCGGAUUCUCUUUACUCGUCUCGGGGCUUAGAGCAACUAUCAGUCUCUGGAAACUACUUAUCCGGAGAGUUAAGCGAGAAGCUGAGCAAUCUCUAUGGUCUUAAGUCUCUGUUGAUAUCCGAGAACCGGUUCUCCGGUGUGAUUCCGGAUGUUUUUGGUAAUCUCACUCAGCUGGAACACCUCGACGUAAGCUCCAACAAGUUUUCCGGCGGGUUUCCGACUAGUUUAUCUGAAUGCUCGAAACUGCGUGUUCUUGAUCUUAGGAACAACUCGUUAUCCGGUUCUGUUGAUCUUAACUUCACUAAAUUUCCCGAUCUUUGCGUCCUUGAUCUCGCCAGUAAUCAUUUCUCCGGACUUCUUCCUGAUUCACUUGGCCAUUGCUCCAAGAUGAAGAUCUUGAGUCUGGCGAAAAACGAGUUCAGCGGCAAGAUCCCCAAAACCUUCAAGAACCUGAAGUCUCUCUUGUUCCUGUCCUUAUCCAACAACAGUUUCGUGGAUUUGUCUGAGGCAAUGAGCGUGCUGCAGCAAUGCAGCAAUCUCUCAACUCUCAUCCUCUCAAAGAACUUUAUGCGCGAGGAGAUACCGAAGGAUGUCACCGGUUUCGAAAACCUCGGGAUCUUAGCGCUCGGAAACUGCGGUCUAACAGGUCGGAUUCCGAGCUGGCUCUUGAGUUGCAAGAAGCUACAAGUUCUUGAUCUUUCUUGGAAUCACUUCUACGGAACCAUACCUCGUUGGAUCGGUCAGAUGGAGAGUCUCUUCUACAUAGACUUCUCCAACAACACCUUAACCGGAGAAAUCCCCGUAGCCAUAACCGAGCUCAAGAGCUUGAUCCAUCUAAACUCCACCGAUUCUCAGAUGAUCGACUCUUCAGGGAUCCCUCUGUACGUGAAGCGUAACAAGAGCUCGAGUGGUCUCCCGUAUAACCAAGUUUCGAGAUUCCCGCCAUCUAUCUAUUUGAACAAUAACCGUCUCAACGGUACGAUCUUGCGGGAGAUAGGACGUUUGAAAGAGCUUCACAUGCUGGAUUUGAGCAGGAACAACUUCACCGGGACGAUACCUGAGUCCAUCUCAGGGCUUGACAAUUUGGAGCUUCUUGAUUUGUCCUACAAUCAUCUCUACGGUUCGAUUCCUCCGUCGUUUCAGAGCCUCACUUUCUUGUCGAGGUUCAGCGUCGCGUAUAACCGUCUCGCCGGCGCCAUUCCAUCCGGAGGUCAGUUCUACAGCUUCCCUCACUCGAGCUUCGAAGGAAACUUGGGGCUCUGUCGCGCGAUUGAUUCUCCCUGCGAUGUUCUGAUGAGUAACAUGCUGACACCGAAAGCUUCUUCGCGUAGUGGUAACAACAAUGGCGGAAAAUUCGGGAGAAGCAGCAUUGUUGUACUAACCAUAAGUCUCGCCAUUGGGAUUACUCUGCUUCUCUCUGUUAUUCUACUGAGAAUUUCAAGAAAAGAUACUGAUGAUCGAAUCAAUGACAUUGAUGAGGAAAUGAUCAGCAGCGAUGUUCCUAAAGCUCCAGGAUCAUCAAAGAUCGUGCUUUUCCAUAGCUGCGGAUGCAAAGACCUGACCGUAGCGGAUCUUCUGAAAUCAACAAACAACUUCAGCCAGGCGAACAUUAUAGGAUGCGGCGGGUUUGGUCUUGUCUACAAAGCGAAUCUGCCCGAUGGCUCGAAAGCAGCGGUCAAGAGGCUUUCCGGCGACUGCGGGCAGAUGGAGCGCGAGUUCCAUGCGGAGGUUGAAGCAUUGUCGCGAGCGGAACACAAGAAUCUAGUCUCUCUUCAAGGCUACUGCAAGCACGGGAACGAUAGGCUGCUUAUCUACUCGUUUAUGGAGAACGGGAGCUUGGACUAUUGGCUGCACGAGCGUGCAGAGAAGCGUGAAGCAGAGCUUAUUGAUGCAACGAUAAGGGACAAUAUUAACGAGAAAGCGGUUUUGGAGAUGUUGGAGAUUGCUUGCAAAUGCAUUGAUCAUGAGCCUAGAGGGAGACCGUUGAUUGAAGAAGUCGUUGCUUGGCUUGAAGAUUGUAGAUCACUGGUUUUGGCUAGAGAAACUUGGGGGUCGUGUUGUGAUGUCUGUAACAAAAAAAUGGCGGCUUUGUUUAUUUCUAAGAGAGGAAUCAUAAACAUUUACAGAGCAUCGCCGAGACACGACAACAACAUUACUCUUCAAUCCUCUCGUCGCUACGCUGCUCAAGGAAGCGAUGGAGUAGAUGCGAGUAUGAACGAGGCGAGACAAGAGGCGAUGGGGACAAGUACAGAUGCUAAAGCUCCAGAUGUUUCAGUCAGCUAUGCAGCGGAUACUGCGAAAGAAGGGUUGAAACGAGCCACCGAUUUGGCCGAGGCCACGGAGGAUGAAGCAACAGAGGUUGCAGGCGGUGAGGACGAGAGUGAAGAGAAUGUGACGGUGGGUGAGAUAGGAACUGUUAAGGGCAAAACCAGUCUUAAAGAUGAGAACAACAUGUCUUUCUUUGUAUUC